Messenger RNA from Cataglyphis hispanica, 1039 nucleotides. RefSeq lists its product as uncharacterized. The coding region runs from base 100 to 636 and encodes 178 amino acids. NCBI's taxonomy places the organism in Eukaryota, Metazoa, Arthropoda, Insecta, Hymenoptera, Formicidae. The record is from RefSeq and is a predicted model, not a curated record. The transcript has 4 exons.
UUAAAAAAAGAACAGCGGUACGUCGUAUUUUACUACGAUCGGCGGAGGAGACGAUACGCAAGGAGCAAGUGUCCGUAGGAGGUAAAAAACAAUCCGCGGAUGAUGUUCGACGAGGUGGGGAAAGACUUUGCUCUCCAGGAUUUAGCAUCGUUCGUAAUUUUCCUCGCUCUGAUGGUUGGAGUAGCGAUAUCGAAACCGUUAUGGUCGACUAUAAUCGAUAACAAUGACAUAUAUUCCGUACCCGAAGUCAACGCACACUAUCUCGCUACGUAUCAAGAUACGCAUUCUCCCUAUUAUGUUUACAAUAUCUAUACAAACGCAGGAGGUAUACCGAGCACUGUUCACGUCAGCGGUAAACCGGAAAUUUCUUACGUUCCUGCUUACAAUUUUUAUUACGGGACGCCGAUAUACGAUCUUCGGAUUCCAUUAAAUCCGAUUUAUCCCAUGCUACCACCAUCGCAUCCAGGAGUGCUUCCUCCAGCACUUCCACCAACAGCCACGCAACGACCUUCCGACGAUGAUGAUUACGACGGCAUCGAGAAAUUAGAUACAAAAGUCGACACAGUCGAUACAGAAACAAAGAAACCGGGAAACGACGAGCAGGAUGACGAUUCCAUAACUGUGGAAGCGAUAUGAGGGAAAUUAUUUUGCUCAUCACGUACAUAGCUCAUACAAACGUGGAACGAAUGAAGGUUUAAUUAUUGAACGAUACGUGAUCGUGUCUACUUCCUUAUUUCGUCUUAUAUAUUAUAUAUUAUUUUGCGUGAUAAAUUUCAAGACGUUAAAUAUUUUUUCUUAUAUGUACACUACUGUCCAAAAGUUUGGGAGCAGUUAGGAAUUGUUAAUUAUCAAAUGUCAAGUUUGCAGAUUUUUUAUUAUAAUCAAAGGAUUAGAUAUGUAUUAUUAUACAUUAUUAAUUUUUAUUAUUAUUUUUAUUAUUUAUUAUUAUUUUUGUUUAAUUAAAAAGUAUGACUGCUUCUAAACCUUUGAACGGUAAUUUUAUAUAUAUAUAUAUAUAUAUAUAUAUAUAUAUACAUAC